AUGGCCGCCACUCAACCCCUUCAAGACAUGCUCAACCGCCUCCAGGAACGCUUGGCCGCCGUCGAGGCCAAGAUGGGCCUCGGCUCGCCUGCUUCCCCGCGCGCUGCGGCGGCGGCGCCGGCCAAGCCCGCGGCCGUCGCCGUGGCCCCGCGCAUCGAAGCGUACGACGAGUACACGGCAGCGUACCUCGCGCCGUUCCUCGCCGCCUGCACCAAGCUCGGCACCGAGGUCGAAAAGUACGGCGAGAUCGUCAAGCGCGCGUUCGACGCCCAGCGCACGUACCUCGUGGCGGCGAGUGUCUCGAAGAAGCCGGCGGGCCCGGUCAUGACGCUCCUCGCACCGAUCCAGGAGUGCAUGAAGGAGAUCAACAAGCUCCGCGACAACCGCAGCGAGUUUGCCAACCACCAGAACAUGCUCAACGAAGGCAUCCAGAGCCUCGGCUGGCUCUGCGUCGAGCCGGCGCCCAAGCCCUUUAUCGAGUCGUACAUUGGCGGCGGCGACUUUUGGGGCAACAAGAUUCGUGUUCAGUUCAAGACGUCCAACCCCGACCAGAUUGAGUUUGUCGCGUCCUUCAAGACGCUCCUCGUGCAGCUCAUGGCGUACGUCAAGGAGCACCACACGACGGGUGUGACCUGGAACGCCCAGGGCGGCGACGUCGCCAACUACUCGGCCGAAGCGGCUGCCCCGGCGGCGGCACCGGCCAAGCCCGCGGCCCCUGCUGCAGGUGGCAUGAACUCGAUCUUUGCGGGCAUCAAGUCGAUCGACCAGAGCGGCGGCAAGACCGCGGGUCUUCGCACGGUCACGAAGGACAUGCAGACGUGGCGCCAGGAAUACAAGAGCGGCGAUGCCCCGGCGCCCGUGGCGGCCCCGGUCAAGGCUGCGCCGGUCAAGGCGGCGCCGGCGCCGGUGGUCGAGAAGGACCCGAUCUGCGAGAUCCGCAACGGCAAUUGGUUUGUUGCGCACCAAAAGGACGUGUUUACGCUCUCGGAUGUCAACUUGAAGCAGCAAGUGUACAUCUUCAACUGCAACCAGGCGACGCUCAUCAUCGAGGGCAAGGCCAAGACGAUCGCGCUCGACAAGUGCACGAAGACCAAGCUCAUCUUUGACAGCGCGGUCUCGUCCGUCGAGAUUGUCAACUGCAAGAACGUCCAGGUGCAGUGCAAGGGCAAGGUGCCCUCGGUCGCGAUCGACAAGACGGAUGGCUGCCUCGUGUACCUCUCGUACGAAGGCCGUGAUGUCCAGCUCGUCACGUCCAAGUCGUCCGAAAUGAACGUCGCCUUUCCGGUCGCCGAGGGUUCGGAAGAGUACAUUGAGCGCCCGAUCCCCGAGCAGUUCGUACACCGCAUCACGGCCAACGACACGGUCGCGUCGGACGUCUCGGACCUCUACUCGCACUAA
This is a messenger RNA of Saprolegnia diclina VS20, 1398 nucleotides long. RefSeq lists its product as hypothetical. Gene Ontology annotation, biological process: cytoskeleton organization; regulation of adenylate cyclase activity. The record is from RefSeq and is a predicted model, not a curated record. NCBI's taxonomy places the organism in Eukaryota, Oomycota, Saprolegniomycetes, Saprolegniales, Saprolegniaceae. Gene Ontology annotation, molecular function: actin binding; adenylate cyclase binding. Gene Ontology annotation, cellular component: cytoplasm. The coding region runs from base 1 to 1398 and encodes 465 amino acids. The transcript has a single exon.